Molecule: messenger RNA, 3225 nt
Organism: Gastrolobium bilobum
Lineage: Eukaryota; Viridiplantae; Streptophyta; Magnoliopsida; Fabales; Fabaceae
Exons: 11
Coding region: 1-3030 (1009 amino acids)
Source: RefSeq, a predicted model, not a curated record
AUGAAGUCCGACUCACCUCUUGAUUGUGCUGUAUUCCAAUUGUCUCCGAGGCGUUCAAGGUGUGAAUUGUUUGUUUCAAGGGAUGGCAACAGUGAGAAACUAGCAUCAGGAUUAGUAAAGCCAUUUGUGGCCCAUUUAAAGGUUGCAGAAGAACAGAUUGCACUAGCAGUCCAGUCAAUUAAGCUAGAAGUUGAGAGAGAUAAAAAUGCUGAGACAUGGUUUACAAAAGGAACACUUGAAAGGUUUGUGCGGUUUGUUAGCACCCCAGAGGUUUUAGAAAUGGUCAAUACCUUUGAUGCAGAGAUGUCACAAUUGGAAGGAGCACGACAAAUAUAUUCUCAGGUAACAACAGAUGCUAAAUUUAUGAGCUGGCGAGCCACUGCAGCAGCCGAAGUAACUAAGAAGGAACUACUAAGGGCUAUUGAUAUACGACUUGGUGCUGUUAGGCAGGACUUAACUGCAGCUUGUGCUCGUGCUUCGGCUGCUGGUUUUAAUCCUGACACUGUUUCUGAACUGAAACAUUUUGCAGAUCGAUUUGGUGCUCAUCGCUUAUAUGAAGCUUGCAGUAAAUAUAUGUCAAUGAACGAAAGUAGAGGAUGGAAGAAGGAUGAUGAGAGGGAAAUGCGAUCAUCAGUUGGGUCAGACGUGUCUAUUGACGAGGCUGAAGCUGCCACGUGGCAAGAAAAGAAGGAGGCGCAGCGGCUGAGCGUGCAGGAUCGAAUUUCUCUGUUCGAAAUUGGAGUUGGAGUUGGAGCUGGAGCUGGAAAGUCAGUGUUUCGAAGAUGGAGUGACAUUAGCAUUGAUGUGAGGGGUGACACUGACACCAAAUGCCCAAGUUCCUUGUGUACUCCGCCAUCUUCAUUUUCUGUUUUGCAUGCCACCUCUACAACUACAGCUACAAUUGCAGCAAUUACGGCUGAGGCUCAGGUGACGAAGGACUCUUCAUUCUCUAUCCAACACCAACACCAACACCAAAUUAAGGUUGAGGAUGAGGAUUCCGGCUCUGAUUCUGAACACCAACUCCCACUCCCAAAAAUGAAGUACCACAAGCCCCAGCCUCAACAAAUCAGCAACUCACGCACUAACACCCAUGAAACUAGUGAGCUAAAUCUUCCUGCUGAACAAGUUUACGAGGUAACCUCAACUGUUCCUGCUCCUUUAGAGCAAGUUCGGCAUUCUAAGGGUAAGGGGGUCCAUCACGAUCAUGAACUCAAAAUGAAGGCAGAUGAGCUUGAAAAGGUUUUUGCUGAGCAUAAACUGUCUGCUUCUGUCUCUGUGCGGAGAAUUGAGCCCCUCGUCUCCACCCCUCACUUGCAUUCCACAAACACUCUGCUUCAACCAACUCGAGAUGAUGCUUUAAGCGACAGUUUCUCAGAUCUCAACUUUGUUGAUGAUUCUAGAGGAGUAUUUUAUGACAAGUACAUGAAGAAGAGGAAUGCUAAACUUAGGGAAGAAUGGAGUUCCAAGAGAACAGAAAAGGAAGCCUCCAUGAAGGCCAUGCACGAUAGUCUUGAGCGGAGUAGAGCUCAGAUGAAGUCCAAGUUCUCAGCAUCAGGUGCUCACAAACCAAAUAUUAAGAGAGACCAGCAUCCAAUAGAUUCCCUUCAGAAUGAGAAGGAUGAAGAUUUUUCUGAAGAAAAGAUUUAUGGACAAGAUAGCAUAUUUAGUGAAUCAACUUUUGGAGAUGGUGGUUCAAGGCAAAGCAAGAAAAAUUUGCCUAACAGUAACAGACGUAUAUCUUCAGGCACACCUCGCUCAACAAUCUCAUCAGCCAAGAUUUCCAAUUCCAGUUCUGGCAGUGGCAGGCGAAGAGACAGUCCUCUUACUCAGUCUGUUCCAAACUUGUCUGAUUUAAGAAAAGAAAAUACACAGCCUUUUUCUGGAGUCAGUAAAACACCAACCCACCCUCAGGUGAGAAACAAUGCCCGUAGCAAAGGCGCUCAUAUCAAGGAAGAGAAGCCAAAGCGACCUCAAUCUAUACGGAAGAGUUCUGCUAAUCCUGCAGAGUUCAACAAUUUGUCCCCUUUGAACUCAGAUGGGAUUGUUUUGGCUCCAUUGAAAUUUGAUAUGGAGAAGACUGAUCAAUUACCAAGGUCCUUACUUAAAAAGGGCUAUGGCCUAGGCACUGGUGCUAUCAGGAUGAAAGCAUCAAUGGCAUCUGAUAUCCUGAAAAAUGAAGAAUUUCAUGAACUGGUAUUUGAUGUGGAAGAUUCUCUGGCUAUAGCCAGAAAGGAGCAGGACGAGAUUGAAACUAUGACUAAAAGUGGAAAGGUGACACUGAGCCUCCUAUCUGAGAAAUCUGGGUCUAAAAUUGGGGAUUCUACGAGGUCAAUUUCUCAAGUAGACCCUGUUUCAGCUGCCAAAAUGCCUGCUGUUAUGCCAUCAUCUUUCAAUGGUGUGGGAUCUCUGCAGGACUCACCAGUUGAAAGCUCCUUGUUAUGGAAUUCACGCAUUCCUCAUCCUUUUUCUUACCCUCAUGAGUCCUCUGACAUUGACACUUCUAUGGGUUCUCCAAUUGGAAGCCCUGCAUCUUGGAAUUCUCAUUCCCGUACCCACAGUGAGUCUGAUACUGCUCGAAUGAGGAAAAAAUGGGGAAGUUCCCCGAAACCUGUUCUUGUUGCUAGUUCAUCCCAAAAUCAGCCCCGUAAGGACGUAACUAAAGGGUUUAAACGGUUACUGAAUUUUGGGAGGAAAAAUCGUGGGUCAGAGAGUUUGGUUGACUGGACCUCUGCUACUACUUCUGAAGGAGAUGAUGAAACCGAAGAUGGCCGAGAUCUUGCUAACCGGUCAUCAGAAGACUUGAGGAAAUCAAGAAUGGCAUUCUCUUAUAGUCAUCCUCCUGAUGAUAGCUUCAAUGAAAGUGAGCUGUUCAACGAACAAGACCAAUCCUUGCAAAGCUCCAUCCCGGCACCUCCUGCUCAUUUUAAAUUUAGGGAUGACCAUAUGUCAGGAAGUUCAUUAAAAGCUCCCCGAUCAUUUUUCUCUCUCUCAUCUUUCCGAAGCAAGGGUAAUGACUCAAAGCUCAGAUAAAUGUCAGCAAGCGUGCUGUCAAGUAAUUUGGAUCAUCUUCAGUGAUAGGGUGUAAAGGACAUUCUUAAGUAUGAGACAUAAAUGAGAGGUAGGCAUGAUAUCAUGAGCUAUAUAAAAGAUUUAUGAUGGGGUUAUGUAUAUUUUCAUGGAUUCAUGAGGUUUUUCCUUGUGCAUUAGUUAGUACGGCUGAUAAUU